AAUUAACACCAGGGGGCAGAAGUGACACAUUUAACAACAUACAACGCAAUCCCAGGAAGAAGUCACACCCGGAAGUGGGUUCUGCUAUGUUGCUGUAAAGCGGGAAACGCGGUUCGACAAACGGGAUGAUGGCAUCCAAAGAGCAAGAUGUCACCAAGUACAGCAUCUCGCCAGUUCUCUUCAUGACUUUGGAAGGAGAGCCCCUGGCCUUUUACCUGCGUCCAGGCCCUCUCAAGCGCAAGCUCCAGCCUCUCAUCAAAGCCGGGGGAGGCAUUAUGUGCGGCUUCCAGACGCCUGGAGCAAUUUUGCUAAGCGACCCUGAAGAAAAAGGCACUGUUAGUGAAAGUACAGCUCACUGGUACGUGUCCAUCCAGUUUAUCAACGAUUGUGCGGAGAAAAAUGAACUUCUGAACCUCGAGGACUACAGAAUGAAAGGUGGAACGGCCCAGAUGCGUUCUCCAAAUUGUGAUCGCGAGGCGAUGUCUCACGCUAUUUCAGGAGGCAGGCAAGCGUACAGCCCCGGCGACGACGUCGCCAUUCUGAAUUACGUCAGACGGCGCAAGUCCGAAAUUAAGGGCAACCGUCUCUGGCAGCAGAUGGAAAAGGAGCGCGUGACCGCGCACAGUUGGCAGUCAAUGAAAGCCCAUUACAAAAGUUACCUGGCGCAGAAACUGUCAGAAGACGUCGAGGAGGUGGAAGCGGUCCGAGAAGACGCCAAGAUCGAUGAUGAGAAAGCUGAAGUGACCGACAGCUGUGAAGAAGAUGAUUUACUUCCUCAAACACAACGUGAACCACAAGACCCUUCGCAGACAAGCUCUGCUGAUGAGCUAACACAGAACAACGAGAAAGCUGAAGUGACCGACAGUCCAUCCUGUGAAGAAGAUGCUCCUCUUCCUCAAGCAAAAUGUGAGCCACAAGACCCUUCACAGAAAAGCUCUGCUGAUGAGCUAACACAGAUUGACACACUCUUGCCAGCUGAGAAAGGACCACUGGGUGAUGUCCAAGUUCAAACAUCCGUCCCUCCCCAGCAAGAGGAGAUCUUGAACCUUCCCGGAGACGAAAUCCCACAAGCAGCAACUCCUGAAGCAGAAAUUUGCGGCCCCUCAAGUUCCGAAAAGAGCGCUGAAGGAAAAUCAGACCAGCUGCUACCAAAGACAUCGUCUCAGAAUGAACAAACACCGGAGAGCACAGCUAGCAACCUGUCAGCGUCCCAAAGCGAUUGUUCAACUUGUAAUGGUGAAUCGCAGCCUGUGUGUGUGCCCCGCCACUCAUUGCACGGCUCAAUGCAUACAAAGUUUGAUAAUUCAGAGCAACUACCGUAUACCUCAAAGCUCCGUUCAGCAGCUUCUGUCAGGCUCCAGCUGCCAACCCCGCCGUCCCCAAGAAGAACCAGGUCAGCCUUGUCCUCUCUUAAAGAAGAAACCGGAGAGGCAGCGCCGCCUUGUAAGAGAGCGAAAGGAGAAAGCUUAACCGAAACAGCAGAGGAAGGAACAGCAAUAGUAGAAGAAGCGGCAACAGCAGGAGAAGUAGAAAAAGUACCAACAGUAGAAGACGUUGAAGUAGAAGAAGAAGCAGAGAGCCAACAAGAGGAUGUCGAGCAGCCUCCUGCCACACCACAAGCAGGUCCAUCUCAUGUCAGCCCGCCAAUAGAGUAUGAACCAAACCAGACAAAAAGGAAGAAGAGGAAGCGAGGAAUUAUCAUGAGGGGCAUAGAAGAAUUUUUGAGAAGCUCUGGUGACAGCUCCAGUGACAGCUCCAGUUGCAGUUCCUGUGACAGUACCAGUGACAGUGAGCAACAUUGGAAUGUUCCACUUGUGGCAAGAAGAAUCACAAGUUCUUCCUCCAUCCCUCAGUCCAGUGAGGAAGUGUUCCAUACGCCGUCCUCAGUGGUGCCGGAAUCACUGGCCUCCGUGGAUGUUUGUCUAGCUCUGCUUGACAUCGCCCCACCUGAAGGAGAACUUGGAGUAUGUAAGACCCCGCCUCAGCGCCGUCUUUCUCUGGGACCAAGCAGCCCUGUGAGGGCGGCGUCCAAAGCUCAUGUGGAUCAUGAGUCUUCUGACGAAGAGGUGGUCCCACCGGAGCGAGUUCUGCUUGAGGAGGACAAGUGGCGCAUCAGAGAGUUGAUGAAUCAGACAAACCAGGACUUGGUGUCCGUCACUAAAGCCUUGCUGAAGACCAGCGGCGACUUCCUGGCUGCCUCACGCCUGCUUUCGGAUCCGGCGUCCCUCAGCGUACCGAUUUGGAACCGCCAAGACGACGGCUUCUUACUGUCAGGUGACCCCGCUGAUAUCCUGUUGCUACAGGAGAAGUACGGUGAGGAGGAUGUGACUAAGCGGAUGGUGUUCCUUAAUGUAGAGCGGUGAAAAUGUUGUUUUGGGCAUUCCUGAUGUGUAUUUACGCGAUUUUACAUGUUUGAUACUCCUUUUUACCCUGAAUUUACCUCUGAAUGUUUAAAAGUUGUUCUAAAUAAGU
Messenger RNA from Syngnathoides biaculeatus (alligator pipefish), 2472 nucleotides. It is a transcript of the gene terf2ip, whose product is annotated as telomeric repeat binding factor 2, interacting protein. Gene Ontology annotation, cellular component: shelterin complex. Gene Ontology annotation, biological process: regulation of DNA-templated transcription; telomere maintenance via telomere lengthening. The record is from RefSeq and is a predicted model, not a curated record. Gene Ontology annotation, molecular function: telomeric repeat DNA binding. The transcript is spliced from 10 exons. The coding region runs from base 126 to 2363 and encodes 745 amino acids. NCBI's taxonomy places the organism in Eukaryota, Metazoa, Chordata, Actinopteri, Syngnathiformes, Syngnathidae.